AUGGGCGCCGUCGCUGGUAGCCUCAAGGCCGAUGCGCAUGCUUGGGCCCUGAGUGCUCCCGACAAGCACGGCAGGCUAAGCGAGACCAAGAUCCGACUCCGUCUGCGGCGGGAGCACCGAUCCCGAGCUUCUCCAGUGGUAGUGGUAGUGGUAGUUCAGAGCGCCCGCUGUGCCUGGAGGGGCGGGAGAAGAUCGUGGAAGGAGAUCCCGUGCAGAGGGGGCCAGACCCCGACCGCCGUUGGCGCUCGAAGUAGGAAAUCGCCUCCCACGGUGAGAGCGCAGAACGGGCCUCGGAGCUCGCGGCGGAUUCUGAGGCGUUCUGCAUGGGGCGCAUGUGAGCGAUGGAACGUCCAGUGGAAGUGCAGCAGCCCCCGGGCGGCGUUACAAGCGUCUGCGCGCCGUAGAGCACCCAAGCCAGUAUCGAAUUGGGUUACGAUAGGAUUUGACGUGCUCAUGGACGUUAGCCUUCAUCGCAACGAAGUGUCGGACAGCCACGGGCCCGAGAACGUGCUAUCGUUUGGGGCGGGCUGCGGGCAGGAUGCACAGGCGGUGCCACGACCACAGGAUGCAAUGCUCGUCUGGACACGUAGAUUCGAUGUCAACAUGGCCGCGACGGCGGUCGUCAGCCCCGCCGCUCCGCGCACCUUGACCGGGCCGCAAUCUCGCUCUGCAAUGCAGAACGUCGAGCCGCUGGGCCGCCAAGUCAGCGCAAUUGGCUCGCGGGGGGUCGUCAAAUUCGUCUCACCUGACAGCGGGACGCCGCAGAUCCUCUGCUGGGGCAGCCAUUGCCUGAUUCUGGUUCGCAUUCCAAGUCCUUCCCUGUGGGACAUCGCCACAAAGAGCAGGUCGCAAGGCCAAUCACUUCUCACGCCGGAGGGCGAGGACACAUGGUCCAUCAUGGCUCUGGCGCUCUCUGGUGUGACUGCUGUGGUCUUCGUGUGUUUGACCUGA
Postia placenta MAD-698-R-SB12 is the source of this 951-nucleotide messenger RNA. RefSeq lists its product as hypothetical. Lineage: Eukaryota; Fungi; Basidiomycota; Agaricomycetes; Polyporales; Adustoporiaceae. The record is from RefSeq and is a predicted model, not a curated record. The coding region runs from base 1 to 951 and encodes 316 amino acids. The transcript is spliced from 6 exons.